Molecule: messenger RNA, 1176 nt
Organism: Acanthocheilonema viteae
Lineage: Eukaryota; Metazoa; Nematoda; Chromadorea; Rhabditida; Onchocercidae
Source: the annotation of a GenBank genome assembly
AUGCCAGCAACGGCACAGGCCUUCAAUAGGAUAUUGGAUGAUCUUGCACGUCGGCAGCUUCUUCUUGAUUUUCAAUUUGGCGCAGCUGGAAGUAGCUAUGAAGCAAUCAGAAAUAUAGGUUCUGGUGCAUUUGGAAUCGUAUGCGAAGCAGUUGAAACAAAUUCAGGAACAAAAGUUGCCAUCAAAAAAAUCGGUCAUGCAUCAGCAACGCCAACUUCAGCUAGGCGUACAUUACGUGAAAUUCGAGUGCUGCGAAUAAAUGUUUAUCUUGUGAUGGACCUUAUGGAGGGCAAUCUUCAUCAUCUUAUUUAUUGUGGUGGCCCAAUGGAAGAUGAUUUAAUUUCACAUUUUCUGUAUCAAAUAUUACGAGGACUUAGGUACAUACAUGCUGCCGGUAUUGCUCAUCGAGACUUGAAACCAUCAAAUUUACUUGUAAAUGGCGAUUGUCAUUUACGCAUUGCUGAUUUUGGUAUGGCUAAAUUAGCAAUGAAAAAUCAAAUUGAAGAAGUGGAAGAACAUUCAUUCUACAUGACACAACAUAUAACUACACUGCCAUAUAGAGCUCCCGAGCUUCUUUUUGUGAUGCCAGAACAUUCAACAGCAGUAGAUUUAUGGGCAGUUGCUUGCAUUUUUGCUGAAAUGAUUAUUCGUCGGGAAUUAUUUCCUGGUCGAAGUGUAAGUGGACAAAUAAAAAUUAUUGUUACCAUGCUGGGUGCGCCUUCGGAAAAGAUUCUAAAUCAGAUUCAAUGCGAUCGAACACGACGUUUAAUUGAAAAUUUCGGUGACCAUCCAAUACGACCUUGGAACGAAAUUAUUCGCGAUAAAGCCGAUUCUUUUCAAACCUUGGAUUUAAUUGCUAAAAUGACCAAAAUGGAUCCGGAAGAGCGAAUUGAUGUUAAUGAAGCCAUUCAGCAUCCAUAUUUCAAAGAAUAUUAUCCUAAUAUUAUCAAUGAGCAAGCUUGCCCUUUCAAGGUGAAAAUGGAUAUGGCAGCGAUUGAAACUUUGUCCCAUGAGGGUCUUGUUCAAGCUUUGAUCAACGAUGUCCGUGGAGCGGAUGAAACUGAUUUUACAACUCAUUCAGCAGAUGUAGCAUUAACGCCAGGCGAUUCAUCCUCAGGAAUAUCUGAGGGAAGUACAUCAGCUAGUGAAGAUCUCCGGCAGAUGACAUUCAGAUAA